Calypte anna (Anna's hummingbird) is the source of this 2020-nucleotide messenger RNA. Its product is annotated as THUMP domain-containing protein 2. The coding region runs from base 34 to 1518 and encodes 494 amino acids. Gene Ontology annotation, molecular function: RNA binding; tRNA (guanine) methyltransferase activity. The transcript has 10 exons. The record is from RefSeq and is a predicted model, not a curated record. Gene Ontology annotation, biological process: tRNA methylation. NCBI's taxonomy places the organism in Eukaryota, Metazoa, Chordata, Aves, Apodiformes, Trochilidae.
GCCCCCGGGCUGAGGGCGGCAGAGCGGGGCAAGAUGGCGGCAGGGGGCGUGCGGUACUUCUGCACUGCGGGCCGGGGACUGGAGCCCUUCCUGGCGCGGGAGGUUCGGGAGCGGUUCGGCGCUACGGAGGUGGACUGCGUCUCAGGAAAGGUCUUCUUCAGCACAGGAGCGGAACCGGGGCAGCUGAGGAAACUCAAGUCUGGAGAGCGAUUGUUUUUGCUGCUGAAGAAACAGCCCCCGCUUGGGGUGUCCGGCAGCAAAGGGAAAAUGCUGCACGAGAUUAAAAGCCUUGUCAUGGAGGAACCAAAGUGUUGGCUGGAUGUUCUCUCUUUUUGGAGAGAACUUAAUGGAAGUGAGGGGAAAAAAGAGGAUGUCUCUCAAGAAAGCCCAUUGCCUCUGAAGAGGAAAUCAGAAGAAGAGACAAAUAUUGCAGCUAAAAAGCAGAAGACAGAACAAGUGAGAAAGACUGUGUCUGAGGAAUGUCAAGUGGAACUUGGAGAGAGUUGUAUGGUACCAGAGGAGAAGAGUGACCAGGACUGCUGCACUGAAAGCAAGACUUCCUUAGAAGACACUUCCAAAAGCAGUGAACAGGAACCUAUUGCAAAUGAGCACCCCAGCUUCAGUUUCAGAGUUUCUUGUCGUUGUAGUGGAGCAAUUGCCAAAAUACUUACUUCACAGGAGAUUGGAAGAGCCAUUGGCAUAGGACUGAUGAAGCAGUUUGGGUGGCGGGCUGAUCUGCGGAACCCCAGUCUGGAGAUCUUCGUACAUCUUAAUGACAUUCAUUUUGUGGUGGGGAUUCCUCUUUUCAGGCUUCCAUUGGCAAACCGAGAGUACAUCAGCACAGCAGGACUGCGGUCAACAGUUGCAUGGGCCAUGGCAUCACUGGCUGAAAUCAGGGCGGGCGCCUUUGUGCUGGAUCCCAUGUGUGGGCUGGGAACAAUACUGCUGGAAGCUGCUAAAGAGUGGCCCGAAGCCUAUUACUGGGGUGCUGAUAUAAGUAAUUCACAGAUAGAGGGUGCAGAUGUGAACAUUAGAACUGCAGGCUUGAUGGACAAGAUUGGGUUACUUAAAGCUUCUGUAAAAGCAUUGCCGUUGCCUUCAGAAAGCUUUGAUGCUGUGAUUUCGGAUAUUCCAUUUGGGAAGAAGUUCAAGAUCACAAGAGACAUCCAGCUUCUACCAGAUAUUCUCCAGGAAAUGGAGAGAGUACUUCGUGUUGGAGGCACUAUUGUGUUGCUGCUGAGUAAAGAUCUCCACAACCGCAUGGAUGGCAUUACCAGGUGUGCUGAAAAUGAGCCUUCCAAUGCCAUUUCUGAAGGUGCAAGUGAAACCACCUCUGCAAAAGCCUUCAGUAUUGAUGGGAAUUCUUCCUCCGUGGUGAAUGGUGUUGAAGACUCCUUUCUCAGCAGCCAACAGAAACAUUUUGGGUCUCUGGUGCCAGAUGGCAUCUAUGGGGUUAGCCUGGGAAGGACAGAUGCUUUCAUACACAAAUACAGGAAGAUCUCUAGUGCUGUGAAUUGACAGCUCUCCUGCACAGUGCUGAAGUGAACCUGAAUCCUGAUACACUUGAAAAGCAUCGAGGCAGUGACCCAGUGGAACUCUGCUGAUCCAAAUGAACCCUGUGCCACUUGUUAGCUCACCAUGCUUUCUUUGGAUGUCCUAAGGUGUUGCUUUUCCCUCUUUGGUUUUUAAGAGAGGUGGAAGAUCUCUGCUAGUCUUCCAGAUGUUUUACUGUAAACAUAUUGUAAUGAGACAGAGUCCCAAAUCCAUGUCUAGGCAAAGCCUCUCAGCACUGGGAGGAGUCUCUUUGGGAAAGGAAGCCUUAAUUUGCAGAUCUACACAAGACCAAAUUGUGGUAAUGUGAAAUCUAAAUGGAUUUUCACGUUCAGCAGUAUUUUUUAGGAAUCAUAUCCUGUCUGAAGAAGUCCCCAGCUCUUUUUGAGGGGUGGAUGUAUGCUUUAUCUUUCAGCUUUGUAUUUCAUUUUAAAGCUUGUUUCUGCUGAGAUUGCAGUGUUGCUAUUGG